UAACUGUCAGGUGCGCACUGGAAAAUUGUAAAUAUGGCGGAACCUGUAACUCCCAAGAAGCCUCCUGACUGGAAGCAACUGACUGAGACGGUUCAGGAUGCUAAUACUUUAAGAGAGGAGUCUAUGAAUGCCCACCACGAUCAUCUUAUCACAGAAAUAGAGACUUCCGAUGGACCACUGGGGACUACGCUUAGAGCGGUUUACGAAGGCGAUGAAUUGGAAAAGUUUAAAGGGAGACUUGAUGACCACAUCAAGUCACAUGACAAAGAGAUUGAGAGGAUGUGUAACUACCAUUACCAGGGGUUCAUCGACUCCAUACGCGAGCUGCUUAAAGUCAGCAUGGAUGCUGCCCAGCUCAAGGAUGAGAUUCAGGCCGAUAACCAAAGUCUGCAGGAAUCCUGCUCUCCUCUGAUGACCAAGGGGGAACAACUCAUAAAGUGUCGUCGCAUUCAGCGCAACAUAGCCUCGGCCGCCGAGAACCUUAACCUCUGUUUGCCUGUGUUGGAAAUGUACGGUAAACUACAGGACCAGAUGAGAAGUAAAAGAUAUUACCCGGCGUUAAAGACUUUGGAACAACUUGAACACACCUACCUUCCCCGUGUAAAUACCCACUGGUUUUCGGAGACCAUGAGUGAUGCUAUACCCAAGUUACGUGAACGCAUUAAAGAAGCGUCCAUGUCGGAUCUGAAGGACUUCCUGGAAAACAUCCGGAAACACUCGGCAAAGAUUGGAGAAGUGGCCAUGAAACAUGAGAAACAGAACACAUUUACCGGAAUGGAGGAUAACACAAUGUUGCGAAGAAUCAAGGCUGCUGAGCAGAACAACAUGGACCCGUCUAUAGUAGCCGUGAGUAAGAAGAAGGAGAGAAAGCGAGCCCCUCCACCUCCCAACCCCUUCACAGGAGAAGUUGACCAGGAACCAGAACCGGUCACAGAUGACACGCCGGAACUUAAUGAGGAGGAAAUGGGGGAAUUAAGUGCUCAAGAUCUGAUAGACUUUUCCCCAGUAUACAGAUGUCUACAUAUCUACACUGUGUUGGGAGACCGUGAGAAAUUUGAGACAUACUACAGAAAACAGCGGCGGAAACAAGCGAGGCUGUCCCUACAAGCUGCCUCCAACAUGCAUGAAGCUAUUGAUAAUUACAAGAGAUACUUCCAUGAUAUUGUAGGGUUUUUCGUAGUAGAAGAUCAUAUUUUAAGUACAACACAAGGCCUGGUUAACCGUGCCUAUAUGGACGAGUUAUGGGAGAUGGCCGUGUCCAAACUGGCUGCAUCCUUACGGACAAGCUCGGCUUUCUGUAAGGAUGCCAAUAUGAUGUUGGAGAUAAAAAAGUUGAUCGUACUAUUCUGUCAUACUCUGAGGGGCUAUGGUUUUAGUGUGGGACAUCUACUGGAACUUCUCUUGGAAUUGAGGGACCAGUACAGUGAUAUUCUGACACGACAAUGGGUGGAAGUGUUUAAUGAGAUUUUUGAUGAUGAUAACUACACACCUAUUUAUGUGGAAAAUGAAGAGGAGUUCCUGGCUGUGGUCACUCAGUUCCCGUUCCAGGAUGAUGACCUUCAGCAGAGUACGUUUCCUAAGAGGUUUCCAUUUUCGGAGUUUGUGCCAAAUAUCUAUAACCAAGUGAAGGCGUACAUCAAUGCCUGUUUGAAGUUCUCCGCUGACCUCCACCUAAGCCACACUGAGAUUGAUGACAUGAUAAGAAAGUCAACAAACCUACUGCUGACGAGAACCCUCGGGAGUUGUCUGUCGUCACUCAUCAAACGUCCACGGCUCUCUCUCCUACAGUUAAUUCAGAUUGCCAUCAACAUGAACUACCUUGAGAAAUCAUGUGGAUACUUGGAGGAGUAUAUCUCCAGUAUUACAGGUGCCCAGAAUGACAGCAUACACAUGGCUAGACUACACGGAACUUCAAUGUUUAAGGACGCCCGUAGUGAUGCAGAGGAGCAUAUCUACAAACAGCUGAACCUAAAGAUUGAUGAAUUUUUGGAAUUAGCUAACUAUGAUUGGAUGGUGACUGAGGCCAAAGGUCAUGCCAGCGGUUACGUCGCAGACUUAGUGGCAUUCUUACAGAGUACAUUCAUGUCCUUUACCAAUCUUCCGGAGAAAAUAGCCAAGACUGCGUGUAUGUCUGCAUGUAAACAUAUCGCCAACAAUCUGCUGGAAUUUAUCCGUGACAACGACCUGAAGCAAAUGACUCUUGGCGCUUUACAACAGUUUAACCUGGACCUAAUCCAGUGUGAACUGUUUGCUGCCUCCGAGCCGGUACCUGGAUUUACUGAUGGAACACUAGUGAUGGCCUUUGCAGACGUCCGACAGUUGUUGGACCUGUUCCUGAACUGGGAUUGGUCAGUCUACCUGGCCGACUACGGUCAACCCAAGUCCAAGUAUCUACGCGUCCAGCCACAGGUGGCCAUCAGUAUCCUAGAGAAGUUAAACAAUGCUGAUAAAAAGAAAAACAAUCUUUUUGCAUCGCUGAAGAAGGGAGAGCGUGACAAGAAGAAAUUGUUAGACACUGUUUUAAAACAGCUUCGUGGACUUGUCAAUGGCACUGCACCUCAAGUACAAGGUUGAGGUCACAGGUCAACCUCAGAAAACCUUGAAGGUUAGAGGUCAAGUUGUUGCUUCUAAGAGAGCAGUACUAAACUUUAAUGAAUAUCUUUAUGAUGUAAAGAUAUUCAGGAGAGAUAACUCUUUGACAUUUCUGAUUCUGUUUUGGUGUUGAUAUUGAGCCAGAGUGGUUUCUCUGACACAUCAUCUUGAUAUAUAACUCGGUGCAUGGUGUCUUAGACAGUGGAAUAAACGGAUUCUUCGUCAUCAGUGUUCCGAUUAACCAGACACCAGGCUGAGUGAAUAUUGUCAGGAUUGUAUUCCUGAAUUCUUCGACUUAGCUUGAUUGCAAGAUUGUGGAGAGAAGUGUCCAUAUAGAACUGCCCUAAUGAUACAAGAAACAUCAAAGCCACGCAGAUCUGGCCCAGUACAGGAUAGAGAAAUAUCAGUCUAGGCCUGGCCCAGUACAAUAUCAGUCUAGGCCUGGCCCAGUACAAUAUCAGUCUAGGCCUGGCCCAGUACAAUAUCAGUCUAGGCCUGGCCCAGUACAGGAUAGAGAAAUAUCAGUCUAGGCCUGGCCCAGUACAAUAUCAGUCUAGGCCUGGAGACUGGGCCUGGAGCCUUGGCCUGGGCCUAGACUUGGUCUAGUACAGGAUAGAGAAAUAUCAGGCUAGGCUUGGCCCAGAGUAUCACAGCUUACAUCAUGAUGGCUUUGUGAUAUUGGUAGUCAAUGUUUUAUGUAUCAUUGUAUACCUGUGAUAACUGCAACUUGUGUGAGGCUUUGUGUGUAAAUGUACAGUGCUUGUGUAAGAAUAGGCUUCCUUGGGUAAAUGCACAGUGCUUGUGUGAGAAUAGACUUUCUUGGGUAAAUGUGCAGUGCUUAUGUGAGGUAAGGCUUUCCUGUGUAAAUGUACAGUGCUUGUGUGUGGGGCAUUGUGUGAAAAUGAAUAGUGGCUUUAGAUUUGUAGCAACUGGGUAGUCUGACAGCUGACAGAUUCCCCUGACUGAUACUGAUACUGAUGUAAGUAUCAGGUUGCUGGAUUAACAAGUUCAGUCUAAAAUAUGAAGUGAAAUGUGUAUAAGAUGUAAUAAGGUAACAUUGUUAUAACUUAAAAACCAACUGAGAUGUCAUUCCCGUAUCACAAAAGUCUGGUACUAUCACAUGUUUCACAGGUUCACUGCAUUAUAAAAAAAAAUGAACUUUUUCUUCCUGCUCAUAUAAAAGGGAAACGUGAAAUCAUGCUUGGCUUCUGCAUCUGUUGUUAGUCUAAUGUCUAUCUGAUGACUGUUGUCUUUGAAACUCUACCGAUCUAGAAUGGCUGAGUACAUUUUGACUAAUUGAUAACAUUGAGGAUGUGUACAGACAACUGGCUCCAAAGUCCAAAUCCAUCCCCUAGGGACUUAACUUGUCACAGGAAAAAACAGAAAAAAUCAACCUGCCUUUUGAUUCAAUGAUGUUUCUGGACAUGUACAAGAAUUAGUCAAAUCAUCUAGCCCCAUCCCUAUGGACUCCCCUGACUGAUACGUCCCUAUGGACUCCCCUGACUGAUACGUCCCUAUGGACUCCCCUGACUGAUACGUCCCUAUGGACUCCCCUGACUGAUACAUCCCUAUGGAUUCCCCUGACUGAUACGUCCCUAGGGAUUCCCCUGACUGAUACGUCCCUAGGGAUUCCCCCGACUGAUACGUCCCUAGGGAUUCCCCUGACUGAUACGUCCCUAGGGAUUCCCCUGACUGAUACGUCCCUAGGGAUUCCCCCGACUGAUACAUCCCUAGGGAUUCCCCUGACUGAAACGUCCCUAGGGAUUCCUCAGACUGAUACGUCCCUAGGGAUUCCCCAGACUGAUACGUCCCUAGGGAUUCCCCUGACUGAUACGUCCCUAGGGAUUCCCCUGACUGAUACGUCCCUAUGGAUUCCCCUGACUGAUACGUCCCUAUGGAUUCCCCUGACUGAUACGUCCCUAGGGAUUCCCCAGACUGAUACGUCCCUAGGGAUUCCCCAGACUGAUACGUCCCUAGGGAUUCCCCCGACUGAUACGUCCCUACCAUGACAUGGUAAAUUAAGUACUCUAAUGCUAUCAGGUUUGGUAUUUCCCUCAGUUUAAACUUGGAAGCAGUUCACAUCCCAAUUAACACUAUUAAAUUUAUCUUUAAAAGCCUUAUACUUAUUCAGGCUAGUCAACAAAGUUCCUAUAAACCUUUCAUGGAAGCAGUUGUCUUAAGUAAGGGUGUUGCCCCCUUGGUGCUGAAAGUCAGAGCCCAAAAAUUAAAAAAGAACUUCAGUAUCAGUAAUUAUAUUACUUUGAAUGUCAUGAUUGCUUAAUUCCUGGGUAAACAGUAAGAAGUCCUUUGGUGUUCCUUAAAGAAAAGAACUAGGCCUUGGUGUGUAAGUGUAGAUAGUCCAUUAAAGACAUUAUCUGGAAGAAAUAUAAUGUCCGCUUGUUAGCUCACUGGUCUGGAAGAAAUGUAAUGUCCGCUUGUUAGCUCACCUGGUCUGGAAGAAAUAUAAUGUCCGCUUGUUAGCUCACUGGUCUGGAAGAAAUAUAAUGUCCGGUUGUUAGCUCACCUGGUCUGAAGGACCAGUUAGCUUCGGCCAUGGCACAGUGUCUGUCGUUUAUCAACUUUACACUACUAGUCAUGAACCGCUAAGCAGAUUUCACCCAAAUUUGGUGCGGAGCAUGUCGUUUAUCAACUUUACACUACUAGUCAUGAACCGCUAAGCAGAUUUCAACCAAAUUUGGUGUGGAGCAUCCUUGAGUUAAGAAGAACCAAUUGAGUGAAGAAGAAUCAGUUUUGUAUUAACAGUAGGCCUGGUUCCCCAGGGGCAUAUGGGGCAGGGCUGAAUAGGGGAAAUAUGCUUCAAAUUAGAUAAGAUUGAUUUAAGGAUUCGGUCAAUAUUGUUCUGAAGCAUCCCUGAGUGAAGGAAAACUAAUUUUGUGUAAAUGGUGAGCCUGGCCCCCGAGAGGCCUGAGGAGCAUGCAGGGCCCAACAGGGGAAAUAUGCAGCAAAAAGGUUAAAAUCCUUCUUCUGUAAAGUCCAUUUUUGGUCUGAAGUAUCCUUCGGUGCAUGGAAACCAGUUUGGUGUGAACGUUGGGUCUGGUCCUCCAGGGGCAUGAGGCACAGACCAGAUAGGGGAAAUAUAGCAAAUUCUUCAAAAAUCCUUCUGUAGAAAUGCAGUAAGAGUGUUUCCCCAUAUUUACCGUCAUAUUCAAGUGAGCAAUUCAGGCCCUCUGGGCCUCUUGUUAGGCAUAUCCAGAUGGUGAACAUGGCAUUUCUUAAUUUUUUUUUUAUUCAUAGAAAAUCCAUCCAGAUCAAGUCAGAUAUGAGAAACUGUCCAUUGUCAUCUAAGGAAAUAAAUGAGGAUUUCUGGUCCGGUGGUUUUCUUAAAAAAAAAAAAAAAAACUCCUGUGUAAGUAAUGUGGGCAUUCCGUCUGAUUGUUAGACCGAUCCAGACAUCAAACUUGGUAUUUCUUAUCCCAUUGUUUUUGUUUUAUUAUUUU
Messenger RNA from Pecten maximus, 6050 nucleotides. RefSeq names its product exocyst complex component 6B-like. Gene Ontology annotation, biological process: exocytosis; Golgi to plasma membrane transport; intracellular protein transport. The record is from RefSeq and is a predicted model, not a curated record. Gene Ontology annotation, cellular component: exocyst; membrane. Lineage: Eukaryota; Metazoa; Mollusca; Bivalvia; Pectinida; Pectinidae. The transcript has 24 exons. Bases 34 to 2574 code for a protein of 846 amino acids.